AAAAAGAAUGAGUCAGAAUUCAGAAGAUGCUCAUCAGUAUGAAGUCUUCAAUAUUGAAUACACUUUUUAUCUUAACAAUAGCAUAUUUAAUAGUUCAAGUACAAAAUAAGGAAUGUACGUGCGGUAGUUUGGGACAAGGUUCAAAUCCUUGCACUUCUAAUGAAGUUGUUGUGAAAGCUACAAAAUUAUCAAAGCCUACACAUUAUGUAUCACCACAAGAAAUCAAAAAUGCUGUAAAUGCAAAAAAUAGUCAAACUGAUUGUUCUAAUUCACAAAGUAAUAGCAAUUCUAUUCCUCAAAGUAACAGUGAUUCAAAGAGCAAUACUUGUGGAUGUAAUGAAAAUACAUACAAUAACAAUAAUUUAAAAACUCAAAGUGAAAGUAGUUCAACUGCAUACAGUUAUUCUGGUUCAACUAAUUCUGAUAAUUCUAAUGAAUCUAAACAAAAUUUAGAAACUUUGGAAGACUCUAAUAAUUUCAAUGGCAAUGUUGCACCUAGAUUUUCACCAAUUGGAGAUUUAUGUUAUCCUCUUCCAAUAGAACCUAAUAGUGGAAAAUUAAUAGAAAAAACUAAAGUUACACCAGCUUAUCCUGGCAAACUUAUAUGUUGUCCUCCUUCAAUUCCUUAUGAAACAUGUAUAAACACAGCUAUUGGAAAAACUGAAAUUACAUCUAUCUCUGAUCCCAAAUCACUUAGUACAUCUAAUUCAUAUGGAAAUAUGAACUUUGAAACAAAUUCUGCAAUGUACAAUAAUUUACCUAUUUUUAAUUUAAAUAAUGGAAAUGGACAAAAACAAUAUUCAAAAAUGAGCAGCACUUCAGAUUGUUUUGAUUAUAUUACAGAUGAAAUUCAAGAUCAUAAUUCAUAUCCAGCAGCAAUGCCAGCAGAUGCAGUUUCUCUUACUCUUGCAUACAAAAAUCUUCGUGCACCAAAUGUAAUUUAUAGACAAGGAAAACAAUUUGUUCCAGAAGAUAAAUUAUCCUUUGGUCAUAGAACAUUACCAACUGAUGUAAAAAAUGAAAAUCAAAUUCUUGAUGUUGCAGAAGAAAAAUUAGUAACAGUUAACAAACCUGUUGUAGAAUUAAAAUUAGCACCUCCAAAAACUGUUGUUAUUGGUUCCUAUGAUGAACAAGAAGAAGCUAAAUUAGCAGAACUUGAAGCAAUUGAACGUGAAAGUAUAACACAAGAAGAAACUUCUAAUCAAAUGUCAGAAAGUCUUAUUACUUACAAAGAUUUAGGCUAUGCACCAGUAAAUACAAAUUAUCCAAAAUCUACAAGUUAUAAUCAAGGAAUAAGCAAUAUGAAAAUUGAUGAUAGUGAAGAAGAACCAUGUGGAUCUUUGGGACCAUCCAGACCAGAUUAUAUUCCAGGCAGAAUAAUAGUCCAAGAAAAACUUUUUAAUGAAAAUAUGGAACUUCAGACUUCAGGAUCUAAAUCAUGUCCAACAUAAUGUAUCAAAUAAUGCAAGAUUUGAUUUUUUAAUUUCAAAUUAUAUAAAAUUGUAUAUUUUUUGUUAAUAAAAAUGAAAACUACAUUUGUACUAGUAUAUACAUAAUUGAAAAGAUUGAUUAAAUUAUAUAAAUAUGUAUCUUGUAAUAAAGAAAUUUUUGUAAUAUUAA
Messenger RNA from Apis cerana (Asiatic honeybee), 1620 nucleotides. RefSeq names its product hybrid signal transduction histidine kinase D. The record is from RefSeq and is a predicted model, not a curated record. NCBI's taxonomy places the organism in Eukaryota, Metazoa, Arthropoda, Insecta, Hymenoptera, Apidae.